Messenger RNA from Malania oleifera, 2481 nucleotides. Its product is annotated as KH domain-containing protein HEN4. The record is from RefSeq and is a predicted model, not a curated record. Gene Ontology annotation, biological process: regulation of gene expression. The coding region runs from base 259 to 2253 and encodes 664 amino acids. The transcript has 7 exons. NCBI's taxonomy places the organism in Eukaryota, Viridiplantae, Streptophyta, Magnoliopsida, Santalales, Ximeniaceae. Gene Ontology annotation, molecular function: mRNA binding. Gene Ontology annotation, cellular component: cytoplasm; nucleus.
ACGGUUGCGAUGACGCAUUAACAGAUCCAAGCCCUUACAGUCGCCGAGUCGCGAAUGUUUCCCUGGCCGCCAAACGUACCGAAUCCCUAACCCUCUCGCUCUCUCUCUCUCUCUCUCUCUCUCUCUCUCUGCAGCUGAACCCCAGAGCAGGGAGAGUGAGAACACCAGAGACGAAGCCUAAGGGGAGAGAGAACGAAAGACGCGACAGAACUUCCAGGGAGAAAAAGAUAAGCUUUUAGAGAGAGACAGUAGAGGGAGAUGGAAGGCUCCUUCCUCUCUCCACCCGCGAAGCGUUCCAUCUACACUGCCACUGGAAUGUCCGAGCUCAGCCCUUACGCCCCCGCUGCAACCAACGGCUCGUACAAGCGGUCCAGGCCUCGGCCGCCGCCCCUCACGGUCCCCGCCGGCCACGUUGCCUUCCGGCUGCUCUGCCACUCCUCGCGUAUCGGCGGCGUCAUAGGCAAGUCGGGCACAAUCAUCAAGCAACUCCAGCAAGACACCGCCGCGAAGAUCCGCGUUCAGGAGGCGCUGCCGAGCUCCGACGACAGGGUUAUCAUCGUCAUUGCCUCGAGCAGCCUCAACAAGAUGAUGACGUUGAGUAGCUCGAAGGCUGAGAACAACGAUGGUGCCGCUGGCCAAGAGGCUUUGGAAGUGUCGGCGGCGCAGGAAGCUCUAAUUAGGGUUUUUGAGCGGAUUUUGGAUGUGGCUGCGGAAACCGAUGGGGACUCGGCCCCACCAGGGGGCGUGGUGUCGUGCAGAUUGCUGGCGGAGGCGAGCCAGGCGGGGUCAGUGAUUGGGAAGGGUGGGAAGGUUAUUGAGAAUAUAAGGAAGGACAGUGGUUGUAAAAUUAGGGUUUUGUCUGGGGAGAAGCUUCCCUCAUGCGCAGGGUCGAAUGAUGAGUUGGUGGAGAUUGAGGGAGAUAUUCUUGGUGUGAAGAAAGCACUAGUUGCUGUCUCUCGGCGGCUUCAAGACUGCCUCCCAGUUGACAAAACAAAGAAGAUUGGAAGCAGACAUGUUGAGGCAAAUGCACAGGAGGCCUUGCUUGAUCCACGUGUGGACCUUUCCCAGCGGAGUUCAGUACUGCAGCCUAAGUCAAGCAACCCAGUCAGUUAUUCUUCAGGAGGUCGACCCUUGUCCUUUGAGGCUGACAGGGUCUCUGUUUUGGACAGGAAAACAGUACAACAAGAAGUUAUUUUUAGGAUACUAUGUUCCAAUGAUAAGGUUGGGGGUGUUAUUGGUAAGGGAGGCACCAUUGUCAGAGCUCUGCAAAAUGAGACAGGUGCUUCUAUAAGUGUCGGUGCGUCCAUAGCUGAGUGUGACGAGCGAUUAAUUACUGUUACUGCAUCAGAGAAUCCAGAAUUGCGGUAUUCGCCAGCACAGAACGCUAUUGUUCUUGUUUUUGCUAGGUCUGUAGAGGCUGGCAUUGAGAAGGGGCUAGAUUCAGGCUCAAAUAAGGCAACUGUCUCUGCACGGCUUGUAGUCCCAUCAAAUCAAGCUGGUUGCUUGUUGGGAAAAGGAGGUGUGAUAAUUUCGGAGAUGAGAAGGGCAACUGGUGCUGGAAUACGAAUAUUAGGGGGUGACCAGCUCCCAAAAUGUGUCGUGGAAAACGAUGAAGUGGUUCAGAUUUCAGGGGAGUUUGUAAAUGUUCAAGAUGCAUUAUGUCGUGUCACUGGUAGAUUGAGGGAUAACCUUUUCCCUAAUACAGCACAGAAUGGAGCUGGAAUUAGGAGCAAUUCUUCUGCAAUAACUGAUAUCAGUCCCUAUGGAAGAGUAAAGGAUAUUGCCUCCCUUGGGAUACACACAUCACUUGGGCCUUCUCAUAGUCUCAACCAACAGACUAGUCUAGCACGGAGUAUGGAUCAUCUUGGUCUGUCUCAUGGUUUAGACCGUCCUGCUUCACCGCCAUUAUGGUCAUCGCAGUCAUUGGCUGGACUAAAUCUGCGGGUUGGCACGGAUGUUGGUAAAGGAUUAACCUCAUUUAAAGGUGGCUUGGAACUUGGCAGUGGAAGCAAAACAGCCAUUGUGACUAAUACAACCGUGGAGAUUGUAGUUCCUGAAAACGUCAUAGGCUCUGUCUAUGGAGAGAAUGGUAGCAAUUUAACCCGUUUAAGACAGAUUUCGGGUGCAAAAGUCAUAGUGCACGAACCCCGUCCUGGAGCAAGCGACAGGCUUGUCGUCAUAUCAGGGACACCUGAUGAGACCCAGGCAGCACAAAGUCUCCUCCAGGCGUUCAUUCUUACUGGACGAUCAUGACAUUAUCACCAUGAUUCUAUUUCCAGCUAGUGCAGGACCGCCACAGUUUGUCGUCUGUUUGAAACUUUUAUUUUUAUUUUGAUUUUUAGCUUUGUACACUAUGUUUUAGUUAUCUGAGGCAACUUUUUCUUUUUGGGCCGAACUCUUCAUUUUGUGUUGACUUCCCCAACUCUUAUUACUUUUAACUUAAGUGUAAUAUUUCUGUAAUGAGAUGUUACCAUUGUGUUA